Molecule: messenger RNA, 1956 nt
Organism: Chaetura pelagica (chimney swift)
Lineage: Eukaryota; Metazoa; Chordata; Aves; Apodiformes; Apodidae
Gene: FSIP1
Product: fibrous sheath interacting protein 1
Exons: 13
Coding region: 1-1956 (651 amino acids)
Source: RefSeq, a predicted model, not a curated record
AUGAAUAUUCAGGUCACAAUGAAUAUCAGAAGGGGGAGCUUGGAUAAAAUUUCAAAGCCUGCAUCUGUCUCAAGAGCUUACCCUAAUUAUAGAUCUUUAAAUACAUGUAUGCAGUUAUUAGCACCAGAGCCACAUUUGCCAAAGGUUGCUUUUUCCACAAAGAGGUCUCUUCAGCAGUACAACCUGGAAAACCUGGUUGUCUUCUCUUUAGACUUAAUUGGAUUCGUUGAUCCACCUGUCAGUUUGGCUGGUAGUCAUCAAAGAGGCAGUCUGGAGCACUGCUGUCCACAAGAAAAGAGAGAUGAUGACAGAAAGAAAUCUGAUGUCAAAGAAGUAAGAACUGAUCAGCAAACCACAGUGGAGAGUGCAGCCUUUCUUCAGACGUGUGAACUGAAUCCCAGUGAAUUUUCAGGAUGUAUCUCUAAUUCAGAUUCUGGAGAUGAUAGUACUGAAACACAGACAUCGAAAUUCUGUGAACCUUCCCAAGGAAAACAACGUAAUGCAAAAGCAGCAAACUCUUCCAAUUUGGAAUAUUCUGGAGGAACAAAUGUAGAUUCUCAGAUUCAAGAAGCUAUAAAGAAAAUGAAUAAACUUGACACGAUACUGGCAAAAAAACAUUCUAAGGAGAGAACAAUUAAAAAACAAGGAGAAGAAAUGAGGGCAAAGCUCUGGGAAGAACUUCAGUCUAUCAGAUCCACUGGAGGCCAUGAGGAGAUAGAAAACACAAAACAUUUUUUAGCUUUGAUCUCAUCAUGGCAGGAUACAUAUGAUUUCUCUCAGACUAAAGAAGAUGAAACUUGUACUUCGAUAUUUCACACACAAAUUAAUCCAGAAGAUUAUGAUUGCCAUAAACCCCAACAUACUCAGGAUUAUCCAGGUGAAUUAGAAACAAAAGAAUUCCUUAAUCAAGCAGAAAAAAUGCAUAGCAAAGGUAAAAACAAUCAGGAUUUCAUUAAAAAGAACAUUGAGUUAGCAAAGAAUUCAGGAAACCAUAUUGCUAUGGUUGGGGGAGAAAAGAAAAGGCUAAUAGAACUGUUGAAAGAUAUAGAAGAUGGAAUUGAUCUGGAAGGUCUUGAGGAGGAUGUAUCUGGCUGGCUAGUACCAGGAGAAGGGUACAUACCUGAACCAAUGGAAUUGAAUCAUCUAAAGGAGAUAGACAUGAAGCUUCAAGUACUACUAUCUGAUGUCGAUUCUUCUGCAAUUGCCAGCUAUUGCUCAAAACCUCUGGGCCAAAUUCAUCAGGAGUCUCUGGCUUAUGCAAACAGAACCCUAGGAGCAGUUCCAGGUGAAAAGGUUCUGCGAGACCAUAAGGAACAACGUGAUCAACAAAAUCGUUUGAAAGAAAUAGAUCAUCAGCUGAAAAACCUAGAGAAAAGUCUUACUGAAGAAAAAAUGGGCCUCUCUGAAGAGCAGCUUAAGACCCUUCUGGAAGAAUGUAUGCAGUCUCAGAGAACAAUGAGCAACGUUACCAUGCCAAAGUCUCAGGAAUCUCUUUCUUGUGGAUUAAGUCCCCCUUGUUACACAAGUCAAGACUCCACUCUUCACUCCACAUCUACUCUUUCCAAAAUGUUUGUUGAAGACCAUAUUGUAGGGAUGUUAACGGCUCAGGAAAAGACUGAAGUUGAAGACAAAAGCUUAUGUGUUAAGGCAGAGAGUGAAAUCCCUGGCUACUAUCUCGGCAAAGCAUUGGCUGAUAGUCACUUAUCAAAGGAUUCACUGGCCCAAACAGAGGAACUUGAUGACCUAGAAGGUUUACAGAAGAUGGGAGAUAAGACUAUUACUGAAGGUUACUUUAUGUCAAGAGCACUCAACAGAAAAAGGUUGAAGAAACCUUCUUUCUUGGGUGAACCAUUAUAUUGCAUCAGCUUGAACAAUGAACCAUCCAGGGAGGCUGACAUUCUCAGCAUACCACUGCAAACCAAAGGAGGUGAGACUCUUAACAGCCCUUUAGAAUAG